GAUGAGAUCACAGGGGGGUUGAGCUGCUUUGGCUGCUGAUGUGGAGCUGGAGCUGCUGUGCGGGGAGAGAUGCUGUUUAUAUGAACACCGGCCCCUCAUUGCCUUCAGAUGCUGCAGGGGGGCAGCCAGUGCCGGGGGCUCCCGUCGUCUCUAUAGGGUGUGGGGGCACCAUGGUGCAACAGGGCUGCGCCGAGAGGCUCCCAGAGAGGAGAACCUAAAGCACCCACCUCCCUGCACCCUGCACCCACCGGCCCCUUCCAUGGAUAUCGGGGUACCGAGAGGAUGAGAGCCUUGCUGGGGUAGGCACCCCACUUCCACAACCCCCCGUAUCUACUUCUCCCCCCUGGCCCGGGCGCUCCCUGCCUUCUAGAGGAUGCAGCUGACUAAAUACCCAAUGUCUGCACGGGGUCUGAACAGGUUCACUUCUUGUCUGCGGCUCCUUCCUACUGAGGCGCAACCUCGGCUUUUGGGGAACGAUGACUUCUAAGCACCAGUCAGACUGGAUCCCUUACAGUGUUUUAGAUGAUGAGAGCAGCAGUUUGCGGCAACAGAAGCUCGACAGGCAGCGGGCAUUAUUGGAACAGAAACAGAAGAAGAAGCGCCAGGAGCCUCUCAUGGUCCAAUCAAACGUAGACAGUCGGGCGCGCGGGCGCAGGAUGAAGCAGUCGGAGGAACAAGCGCCCCUAGUGGAAUCCUAUAACAGCAGCAACAGCAGCACAAUCUACCAUGUGCAGGAGGCGGAGCAAGAUGACGCACAGGUAGUAGCAGAAACGCAAGCUCCGAGGCCAAAUAAAAAUAUCAAGGCUGCCGGGAGUGCAGGGUGCCCAACGGGCAGCGCCAGGAAGGAGAAAAAGGCAAAGCAGAAAGGCAUCGAUGGUCCGGCCGCUUUUCAAGAUGAAGCUUCGAGCCCCGGGAGCCAAGUCCAGAUUCUGACGGUGGGGCAGUCGGGCCAUGAAGAGGAGGCUACGGAGACCGCGGCCAGUGGCCAACAGCAGGGCAAACAGGACCUGCGGAUCACCAUGCAGAAAAAGGGGAUAUCGAGCAGCAUGAACUUUGAUGAGGAGGAGGAUGAAGAAGAUGAAGACAGUUCAAGUUCUUCUCAGCUGAACAGCAGCACUCGGCCCGGGUCGGCCACGAGCAAGAAAUCCAGUAAGGAGACAGUGUCGGCUCCCAGCCCCCCCUCCAAUGAACCCUCCAUCGAUGUAGAAGACCUGGAGGAAUUCUCUAUGCGGCCGGCCCCACAGGGAGUGACGAUCAAAUGCAGAAUCACGAGGGACAAGAAGGGGAUGGACAGAGGGAUGUACCCCACUUAUUACCUCCAUCUGGAACGGGAGGACGGCAAAAAGGUUUUCCUAUUGGCCGGCAGGAAGCGAAAGAAAAGCAAAACUUCCAAUUACCUCAUUUCCAUUGACCCGACGGACCUUUCCCGCGGGGGGGAGAGCUUUAUUGGCAAACUCAGAUCAAACCUGAUGGGCACAAAGUUUACCGUUUACGAUAACGGGGUGAAUCCGGGCAAAACCACCUCGAGUUUGGAGGCCAGUAACCUGCGCCAGGAGCUCGCCGCCAUCUGCUACGAGACAAACGUCUUAGGGUUCAAAGGGCCCCGGAAGAUGAGUGUGAUUAUUCCCGGGCUAAUGAAUAGGACCAUAAAAGCCCCUGCAAUUUUUCCAUUUUAUCUAUUUCUUUCCUCCCUUUUCCCUUGGCAGGAACACGAGACGCUGCUCUCUCGGUGGCAGAACAAGAACACGGAGAGCGUCAUCGAGCUGCACAACAAGACCCCCGUGUGGAACGACGACACCCAAUCGUACGUGCUGAACUUCCACGGGCGGGUCACGCAGGCGUCCGUCAAGAAUUUCCAAAUCAUACACGACAAUGACCCGGAUUAUAUCGUGAUGCAGUUCGGCCGCGUGGCGGAGGAUGUGUUUACAAUGGACUAUAACUACCCCAUGUGUGCGUUACAAGCAUUCGCCAUAGCCCUGUCCAGCUUCGAUAGCAAACUGGCCUGCGAGUGAGGGCACGGACCCAGCCAAUCACCAAGAACAUUUUGUUUUGGGGUGUGGGGGGGGGCGGGGUUCUUAUUCAGUCAAGCCCCGCCCCUUACUUUCUAUGUUCUUCGCCAUGUUCUUUUUUUCCCCCCCUCCAAUGAACCAAUCCCUCGCUGUGGGCGGAGACUGCACUUUCACCCACACGUGGUGGGGAUUCCGCUUCUUUCUGCAAAGGUGGAAAUUGCAAUUUUAUUUUUGUAAUUAUUUUUAUGGAGGGGGGGGGGCGGGGAAGAGAUGUUUUCAAGACUCUGAAGCGGGUUGGACCCCCAGGGGGCGCUGUUACUGAUCCCAUUAACCUUAGUGUUUCUUUUGUACCCAAGUGCAUGAACUGUUUUGCCUUCUCACCCAGCGAAUAUGAACCAAUGGGGCGGCCAAUCCUUAGUGCUGACAGAUUGGGGGUCGACUAAACUAAAAUGCUGAGCAAAAGCACAAGGCGCCUUCGUGUUUCUGUGCCGGGAUUCACUUUAUGGCACUUUUGUGGUCGGAAGGAUCUGCCCUUUUCGGCGAAUCCGUCACCCCCAUUUUUUUUUUCUAUCUCAUAUUGUAGUUAUUAACCCCCACCAGUCAUUGCAGAUAUUGUGGUCCACGUACUGUAUCCUAAUUUUUAGCUGUAACUAAACCCAUGGUUAACCCUUCGGUAUGGGGGGGGAGGGGCCUCGUCCGACAUUGUGAGGCUUAUUCCCUUCCCCUCGUUCUUUUUUUUUUUUAAUGAUAAAGUGUCUUUCACAUCUGUGCGAGGGUGAUGGGUAUCUUAGAACCGUUCUGUAUAUUAAAUUUGUCUGGACUUGAGUGUCUA
Molecule: messenger RNA, 2841 nt
Organism: Xenopus tropicalis (tropical clawed frog)
Lineage: Eukaryota; Metazoa; Chordata; Amphibia; Anura; Pipidae
Gene: tub
Product: TUB bipartite transcription factor
Exons: 12
Coding region: 477-2012 (511 amino acids)
Source: RefSeq, a predicted model, not a curated record